Molecule: messenger RNA, 5097 nt
Organism: Phlebotomus papatasi
Lineage: Eukaryota; Metazoa; Arthropoda; Insecta; Diptera; Psychodidae
Exons: 4
Coding region: 1-5097 (1698 amino acids)
Biological process (GO): DNA integration
Molecular function (GO): nucleic acid binding
Source: RefSeq, a predicted model, not a curated record
AUGGGGCAUCACAAGACAGACAUGGAGGUUGUUGCCAGCUCGAUUUCCGGAAAGGCUGCAGAGUCAAACGUGGAACUUCCCCCACUAAAAAAUCCACCAUUUUCAGGGGAUUUUUCGGAAUGGCAGCAGUUUUAUGAAUUCUUUAGAGUAACGAUUCAUGAGAAGGACAACCUCAAACCCAUUCAGAAAUUCCAAUACCUGAGGGGAGCUCUUUCGGGUGAGGCCAAAGCACGAAUAAAGCAUUUUGCCAUGACAGAAGCAAAUUACCAGGAGGCUUGGGAAAUGCUUGUCAACCGCUACAACAAACCCAGAAACAUCAUCUUCGACAAUAUUAAGAGAUUCAUCUCUCAAGCCAAGAAGACUGCGGUGAACCCAUCAGGCCUCCGGGAAUCAUUCAACACAUUUGAAGAGGUUAUCAGAGCAAUGGAUGCCCUCAAAAACACAACCAGAGAUCCUUGGCUAAUCUACAUUGCACUGGAAGCUCUCGAUCAGGAAAUUAAGAAUCUCUGGUCCCGCACUCCUCUACAAGGUGCUAUUCCAACUUGGGAUGAAUUCAUGCAGUUUCUCGAGGACAGGUGUGAUUCUUGGGCAUCAUAUUGGGAGAAAAAGUCAGAUAAUAAGCCUGCAAAGUCCAUCCCAGCACCCAAAACUGGUCCAGCACAGAAGUCAAAGACACAACCCCAACAAACAAACUCAUUUGUGACUACAGUCGACAAUUUGAGGAAAUGUCGCAUAUGUUCCACUGGACAUCAUGUCGAAUUCCAGUGCUCAAAGCUUUUGGAGGCUUCACCAGCAGAAAGAUUGGAACUUGUAAAGACUAGCAAACUGUGUUUCAAUUGUCUACGCGCAUCCCAUUCAGUUCAAAGCUGCCGUUCGAGCACUUGCAGGACCUGCUAUGCUCGUCAUAACACGCUUUUGCAUGAGUCAUUCAACAAGGCGAGUACUCCACAAACACAUGAAAAGUCUGAAUCACAAAAAUCGUCAGCAGGGGAAAAAUCAACCCCAACCCCAAGUAAUACUCUGGUGAAUCACCUGACACUUCACGCUCAGGAACACAAAUACACAAUGUUGCCUUCUGUGCAAGUUUUUGUGACAGGAGUUGAUGGCCGUAAGCAUGUUUGUCGUGCCAUACUGGAUUCUUGUUCUCAGACAAAUUCAAUCACAAGCAAAUUCGCCGAUCAGUUGAGUUUGUCUCUCGAACCCUCACACGUGAAUAUCAUCAAGGGUAUCGGAGCAAACACAACAAGUACACCUCAUUCAGUUCACGCGGAAAUUCAGGAUCGCAGUGGCAUGUUUUCAAUGAUUUUGGAGUUUCUCGUCAUGCAGCAUAUUACCGACCAUCAACCAGCCAUUGAGGUGAAAGUACCCUACGCAAUUCCUGGUCACAUCACUCUGGCAGAUCCGGACUUUGGAAAACCCGGAAGAAUCGAUAUGUUACUUGGAGCCGAAGUCUUUAUGACUGCUAUUCGUGGACACAAGGUUGCCGGGUCUCCCACUCUACAAGAAACAGUUUUCGGAUACAUUGUGGCAGGCUCAAUCCAGACAUCAACUUCCCAAACAAUCCCGAACUCUCAUGUGGUUACGUGUCUGUGUUCAACAGAAGACAGCUCAUUGCUCGAUCAAAUGGAGAAGUUUUGGAUUCUCGAAGAAGUUCCAUCUGAAAGAGUGCUAAGUCCGGAGGAGCAGAAAUGCGAAGAACAUUUCACAUCACAUGUCCAACGCAAUGCCGAUGGGAGGUAUGUGGUCCGUCUACCCACUCGCGACAACGUACAUGAGCUAGGCGAUUCCCGACAAAUGGCUGAAAGAAGAUUUCGAUGCGUCGAACGUCGACUACAGCGGGACGAAAAUCUCUACGUGCAGUACAGUGACUUCAUGCGACAGUACGAAGCUCUCGGACACAUGCGCAAACUCCCACUUGGAUAUUCAUCACCAAUGCCAGAGGUUUAUCUGUGUCAUCACGCAGUAGUUAAGGAUUCUGCCACCACUCCAGUAAGAGUUGUUUUUGACGCUUCGGCAAAAACAUCUUCUGGGCUCUCAUUGAAUUCUGUGCUCAUGGUUGGAGAGAAAACUCAGGAUGAUCUAUUCGAUAUUUUGCGCAUUCUCUAUAGUGAGUCACCAAGUCAGCCACUUCAAACAUAUUUGCUGUCAACUGUGACUUAUGGCACUGCUAGUGUUCCAUAUCUUGCAACUAGGAGUCUCCUACAAUUGGUACUAGAUGAAGGUCGUAAUUAUCCCCUCGCUGCAGCAGUAGUUGAAAAGGAUUUUUACGUGGAUGACCUCCUAACCGGAACUUCAGAUGUGGAGAGUGCUCAAAAGCUCAGAAAAGAACUCACAACAAUGUUGCAGGCUGGAGGAUUUGUACUGAAAAAAUGGUCAUCGAAUUCAACAGAAGUAUUGGCAGAAAUCCCAGAAGCAGACCGUGAGCUUAACUCGUCUCUCAAUUUAGACACAGAGGAAAUCGUAAAAACGCUAGGACUCAACCUGAAUCCCACUCUGGAUAUAUUUUGGUUUACAACAACAUCCUUUCACGAAACCAUUACGAAGAUAACAAUGCUUUCAGAUACAGCAAAGACAUAUGACCCGUUGGGUCUACUGUCUCCCAUCACAGUAACAGCGAAAAUCAUGAUGCAGUCUCUAUGGGACAUCAAGGUCGAUUGGGAUACACCACUCCCGCCGGAAGUGUGUGAAAGUUGGAAGCAGUAUCAGCAAAACUUGAAGGAAGCUGUGACAAAUAUCAGAGUUCCCAGGCAAAUCACAAAUAUCAUUCAACCCACAUCAAUUCAGCUGUUUGGAUUCAGUGAUGUUUCAGAGAAGGCGUAUGUAGCGUGUGUAUAUGUGCGAGCCACAGAUGCGCAAAACAACAUUUCUUCUCGAUUGCUAUGCGCCAAAACUAAGGUUGCACCACGAAAAUCAGUAACUUUACCACGAUUGGAAUUAUUGGAAGCUACGUUACUAGCCAAAUUGCUCAAAAGACUCAAGAAGAAGAUGACUUUGCCGAUCGACGAUGUCCACGCCUUUUCAGACUCGACAAUUGUUCUUUGUUGGAUUCAAGCAGAGCCACAAAGGUGGAAAACUUUUGUAGCUAACCGAGUUACACUGAUUCAAGAUGCAGUUCCAUCGACCAAUUGGCAUCACGUAGUAUUUCAGGACAAUCCUGCAGAUCUCGCGUCUCGGGGAGUUGGAACAUCAGUUCUUCUCAAAGAUCCUAUAUGGUUUCACGGGUCAUCUUGGAUCACUGACGCAGACAUACAGUUCCAGAGUCUUCAGGAUGAUGAUCAAGUUGAUGGUGCUCACCUUGAGAUGCGCAAAACUGUGUCUUUGGUGAGUACAAAUAGUUUCUUUGCUGGACUCAUCGCUCGUUUCUCCUCCAUGCGCAGGCUCGUACGAUUCGUGGCCAUAUGGAAACGUUUUAUCAACAAUCUGCACAGCAAGGUCAAAGGGCAAGAAUUAACUUCUGGUUGUUUGACUCCAACGGAGCUUAAUCAGGCCCGAAUCUUCCUCAUGCGUCAAGUUCAGAUGGAAAUCUUUUCAGAGGACUAUCAUGAACUCUUAGAAAAGGGAUAUGUUUCCAAGGAUUCUCGGAUUCGCAAUUUGACGCCAUUCUUGGACAAGGAUAGUAUCAUCCGAGUUGGAGGAAGACCGCGAUAUGCACACGUUCAUGACAACUUUAAACACCCAAUCAUCAUCCCAGCUCAGCAUCCUAUCACUAGACUCAUCGCCCUGGAUGCUCACGAACGAACACUCCAUGGAGGUCCACAUAUGAUGCUAGCCUACAUACGUCAAAUGUAUUGGCCACUCAGGGGAUUAGACACACUUAAGCGAAUUGUUCGUGAAUGUGUGACAUGCUUCAAGGUGAAACCUAAGACUGCGGAACAAAUCAUGAGCGAUUGUCACAGUUCACGAGUCACUGCAACAUUCCCGUUCUCCCUUCACAUUGAACUUGUUUCGGAUUUGUCAACCGGAGCAUUUAUUGCCAGUGUGCGACGAUUUGCCGCACGUCGGGGAAAUCCAUCUCAAAUAUUGUGCGACAAUGCGACUAACUUUGUUGGAGCAGAUCGCGAGUUGCGUGAGUUAUUCAAGGAUUCCCAGACUCAAAACAAAAUCAUGAACAUAGUCGCCGAUCAAGGAAUUGAGUUUAAAUUCAUUCCUCCUCGUAGUCCACAUUUCGGUGGAUCAUGGGAAGCAGCGGUCAAAAGUGCCAAACAUCACCUACACCGAUCAGUUGGGAAUAUUCAUCUGACUCAAGAGGAAAUGCUGACACUUUUGGCACAGAUCGAGGCAUGUUUAAACUCACGCCCUCUCCUACCAUUUUCUACAGACCCGUCGGAUUUGACUGCACUUACUCCUGGUCACUUUUUACUAGGACGACAACCGAAUGCGAUCCCAGAUGAAGAUUUAUCUCAAGUUCCUGAAAAUCGUCUCAAAGGAUGGAAACUUAUCCAGCAAAAACUUCAGUGCAUCUGGUCUCGUUGGUCAAAAGAAUAUCUACAUACUCUACAGCAGCGUAAAAAUUGGACCGCUCAACACCCAUCGUUGCAACCCGGCGAUUUGGUGACAAUCAAGGAGGAUAAUCUACCACCCAUGAAGUGGAGUCUUGGUAGAAUCAUCGAAUGCUUUCCAGGAGCAGAUGGCCACGUGAGAGUGGCUACAGUCAAAACCGCCACAGGUAAAUUCACACCAGAACCCUCCACCAGCCCUUGGGCAUCUCCGGUGGUGCUUGUGAAGAAGAAAGAUGGUAGUACCAGGUUCUGCGUGGACUAUCGCCGCUUAAAUUCGGUUACCAAAAAGGAUUCCUUCCCUUUGCCACGUUUUGAUGACACCUUGGACGCACUUAGGGGCUCUUCCUGGUUCUCGGUGUUGGAUUUAUGUUCUGGAUACUGGCAGUGUGCUAUGAGACCUGCGGAUAAAGAAAAGACUGCAUUUACCACGGGACGGGGACUUUAUCAAUGGGUGGUCAUGAGUUUUGGCCUUUGUAAUGCGGUGACUACCUUUGAGAGAUUGAUGAGUGCCGCCUUGGCCGGACUGCAGUGGGAUACCUGCUUAGUGUAUCUGGACGACAUUAUAGUUCCCAGUAGACCUUGUAGUGACCACUUUUGA